UUGAUUCACGGUACACUGUCGGAGAGCUGCUGGGGAAAGGAAGCUACGGCUCGGUCUACGCUGGAAUCCGUAAGGAAGAUAAACUUCCGGUCGCCAUCAAAGUGUUGGCCAGACAUCCCUUUGAUGACCGAAUGACCAUCCCUGGAGAGACACGCAAGCUCCCUCGAGAGGUGGCGUUAAUAAAGAUGGCAUCCGAGGGUCCUCGCUGUGAGAACGUGGUGGAGCUGCUGGAGUGGUUCAAGACGUGCCAUAACUACAUCUUAGUGCUGGAGCGACCUGUCCCCUGCAUGGACCUCUAUCGUUUUAUUACGUGUAAGAAACGACUGUCCGAAAGAGUGGCUCGAAAGGUCAUGUGGCAGUUGGUUCAGGCUGUUGAUCACUGCUAUAAACAUGGAUUUUUUCACCGUGACAUCAAGCUUGAGAAUAUUUUGAUCAAUCCCGACACGCUGGCCGUGAAGCUGAUCGACUUUGGCUGCGGGGAAUUGGUGACAGACGAGCCCUACAGCGACUUUUCAGGCACUCAGGGUUACUAUCCUCCUGAAUGGGUUCUCCAGAGACAGUAUUUGGGCGUUCCUCAUGCUGUCUGGAGUCUGGGAGUAGUCCUUUACGAAAUGAUCUGCGGAUCAUCGCCCUUCAUUGACGAUGAAGAGCUUAUUAAUGGACAACUGCGCCUCUUUUCUUAUGGUUCAAAGGAUUGCUGGGAUCUGAUUCACUUCUGCCUGCAACAGGACCCUGAUUCUCGGCCAGAUUUCAGUAAAAUCCUGACCCACAAGUGGUUUAAGAAGGAAAUUCAGGACUCAGUCCAGACCCCUCCUGCCUACUAGGAUCUGAUAACAACAGACGGACAGACAGACAGAACGAAUGAAAGAAAGUGAAAAAAUGAAAAAUGCCCCUAGCCCUUCCCACACACUCCCGGUGUUCGACUCUGUCGGACCUUCUCAUGUUAAUCUCCGUUAGUCUCCUCCUGCAGCGUCGGUGUACUCCAGCUGAUUCUCUAAUGGGAGCUGUUGUUCCAACCACUUCACACUAAGAAAGCUCCCAGAAUGCUUCACUGUCAUCAGCACAAGGCCUGAGUGCUCCACUGUUGAAGCACAAGGUCUUGCUGUGGCAGAUGUUUGCUGCUGUGUUUGUGUUUUUUCAGGACCUGCGAAUGCACCUCCCCCAUCCAGCUGUGACGGAGAAACAGAUGUUUGCUGCUGUGUUUGUGUGUUUUUUCAGGACCUGCGAAUGCACCUCCCUCAUCCAGCUGUGACGGAGA
This is a messenger RNA of Hemibagrus wyckioides, 1258 nucleotides long. RefSeq names its product serine/threonine-protein kinase pim-1-like. Gene Ontology annotation, biological process: negative regulation of apoptotic process; regulation of mitotic cell cycle; protein autophosphorylation. Gene Ontology annotation, cellular component: cytoplasm. Gene Ontology annotation, molecular function: protein serine/threonine kinase activity; ATP binding. The record is from RefSeq and is a predicted model, not a curated record. NCBI's taxonomy places the organism in Eukaryota, Metazoa, Chordata, Actinopteri, Siluriformes, Bagridae. The transcript has 6 exons. Bases 132 to 824 code for a protein of 230 amino acids.